AUGUCAGAAACAAGCAGGAGUAUGCCAGAGAGCAGCCACUUUUUCGAAUCACCCUCCCCCUCAACACGAGUCAUGAGCGUUCAUGACAAGCGCUCCGACGACUCCAAGCUACAAAAAGGAGUCUACUUCCUCAAGGUUGGGGUCGGGCCCGGAAAGUACAUGUGCAAGAUCCUGGAAGAGCGUUCAACGGUUGAGAUUGCGGACCCAACAGCGGACAGAGCGGUUGUUUUUCAGAACGUCACCAUUGGCAUCUUAUCGGUGACUGUCAACGGACAGGUGCACAUUCUCAAAUGCGCAACAAGCAGCAACAGGCUGGUACCUGGCGACGAUGCCAAUGAGAAAAAUAUGCUGUACAAACCCAUCUGGGUCGACCGGGUCAAGAACAUGGCAACAGUGUUGGACCUGAAUAUCGGAGCUCCCUAUGAUUCCCACGGACAGAAAAACGCGGGCCCCGAGUGUCACGGAAACUGGCACGCCUCGCACGUCGAGAAAAAACUGGCCGUGCUGGCUGUCCACAUGGCUCGCGAGUUUCUAGGGCUCAAGUGGAAAAACCAGCUGGAUGCCGGCGACUUGCUCGAGCUCAAGGAGGCCGUCCGCGCCAACGACGGGCUUUCGUCCUACCAGAUUCAGCUGCAGCGUGCCGCGUGCGCGCUCUGCGUGCAGUUUGUGGGACGGCUGAGCUUCGCAAGCGGCAUCAAGAUGGCCAUUCACGCCCGGCCGGGUCUCAAGACUGAACCGGAUCCGACGCUCAGGUUGCUCGCGACAUGGGAUCCUGCAGAGCAAGCAGCAGCAGGAAACGCCGCGUCUCGCAUCCGCGAUGGCCCGCGAAGUCUGGAAUGGAGAAAGGUUGAUCAAGAAUUCAAAAAAUAUCUUGACAGCAAACAGGAGCCGACGCAGACGAUCACUGCCGAGCAGCCGCCGACUUUGAUGCAUGUUGAAAGCGACGCCGACAUCUACGACGCAACCCCUCCCCCUCCUUCCAAAAAAUCCGUGCAGAGCUUCUUGGAUACCGUUCAACCUUUUGCCAAAUCCCCAAUGGACACGAUGGCAAUGACUGAGAUGGAGCCCCUUUUUAAAAAGAACGUCAGUGGUCCUCUGGGGAUUGGCAUCACCAAGUCCAAAGAGCAAGCUAAGCGCCGGGGCCAACCGCUGGAUCCUCGACACGUUGUCAAACCGCUGCCCGCGACGCCGGUGCUUGACCCGCCUUCGAUGUUCUUGCCAAGUCACGAUCGGACUCCCGGCUUCGCCACAGAAGACUGCUUCGGCCUUCACGUGUACAGUCAAGACAUCGCUCUCAUCAGGCGAACGGUCACCCCGAGUCAGCCUCUUAAGGUGUCUCGGCAGUUCCCACUUACCCGCAAGGACCAUCUGGGCGGGAAGGCUUGUUCUUUCAAGGGCCACUCGCAUUGGAGCAAGCUUGGUAUGAGUCGCCAGUUUGACGCAUCUUGGGGCAUGUUUGAGGCUAACCAGGAGCAAGAAUACAGAGAGGCCGAUUGCUACCUUUACCCUUGCGCUCAUGUGAAUGCCAAGCCAUCACGGCCCGGCUUCGCUCCACGCUCAGAUGCGCCAGACACUUUGACAGAGUUUCGUCAGCUGCUCGUUGAAAGCCUUGCCAAGAACGUUACAGGUCAACUCACCCACAUUGCCACGGGACAACCGUCAAUUCGGAUCACCAACUGGGCCAAGCGUAGGGCUACCGGCGCGCCUAGACAAGACGAACAAGAUGACGGACGGAGUACGGGGACGCAUGACACCCCCCAUCUUAGCGAGUCAGUCCCCAGAAGACAUCUCCGGAUACACCUUUCUGUCAACCUGGAUCGUGACACCAAUCGCAGCCUUGAGACAAUCAGCAAGUCAGUCUCACGUCAAUGCGCUUUCCUGAUCGAUCUCGGCGAUGGGGGCCUCAACGGGCUUGGCCAGCCCAAAACAGGUUGCGCUGUUGCGAUGCCUACGGCACUGCCCAUCUGCCGGUCACAAAAACCCUUCGACGCCGGACCGGGUAGCAGAGCGUGA
Verticillium dahliae VdLs.17 is the source of this 2013-nucleotide messenger RNA. RefSeq lists its product as uncharacterized. The coding region runs from base 1 to 2013 and encodes 670 amino acids. NCBI's taxonomy places the organism in Eukaryota, Fungi, Ascomycota, Sordariomycetes, Glomerellales, Plectosphaerellaceae. The record is from RefSeq and is a predicted model, not a curated record. The transcript is spliced from 6 exons.